Messenger RNA from Hemibagrus wyckioides, 3991 nucleotides. RefSeq lists its product as uncharacterized. Gene Ontology annotation, molecular function: RNA endonuclease activity; protein serine/threonine kinase activity; ATP binding. The transcript is spliced from 7 exons. Gene Ontology annotation, biological process: protein phosphorylation; mRNA processing; intrinsic apoptotic signaling pathway in response to endoplasmic reticulum stress. NCBI's taxonomy places the organism in Eukaryota, Metazoa, Chordata, Actinopteri, Siluriformes, Bagridae. Gene Ontology annotation, cellular component: IRE1-TRAF2-ASK1 complex. The record is from RefSeq and is a predicted model, not a curated record. Bases 183 to 2900 code for a protein of 905 amino acids.
UUAGGUUUCAGUUCUGAUGUCUCCGGCUGUGUUUCCGUGUUUCUUACAGUAGAAGGAAGGAAGAUCAUCUCCUAGUCCUUUUAUCAUCUUUAAAGAGAAGGACAUUCAGACGCCUGUCAUUUUCAGUUUUGCCUUCAUUCACACUCUGAAUCACAACCCAAUGAGAAAACAUUUAAGAAUCAAUGGCAUUCCAUAUACAAUGGUCCAUUCCUAUUCCAGUCCCAGUUCCAGUUGAAGUUAAGCCAAGGAAAACAGAUCCGUUAAUACAGUGCAUUGUUGACAACAAAGCAAAGAAAUUAAAGAAACUUGUUGGUGAAUCCAAUAUUAAUGGACUGUACUCUUCAGCAAUCUGGAAUGAUGAUGUUUCCCUCCUGACAGCAGCAGCUGUAUGUGGGAAUGAAGAGAUUUGUAACUUUCUCCUGAGAGAAAAAGCGGAUCCCAACAUACUAUCCACAAAUCACCUAACAGCUCUGCACUAUGCUGCAAAUACUCCUGGAGUUCCACUGAAUAUUGUGAGAAGAUUAAUAGCUGCAAAAGCUAAUCCAGAUGGUCAUCAACAACAGCCUUUUACACCCUUACAGUUUGCUGCCAGUAAGGACAGACUGGAUGUGUUCAAAGCACUUAUAGAAGCUGGUGCAGUCCCUGAAAGAACUUAUGGGGUAAAACCGGAUUUGGAUCAGAAAGUAGAGAAUCUAAUUAAUAAAUUACCUGUAGGAAAUAAAGUAGUAGAGAAAUGCAGACUGUUUUUCAAUUUGGCUGCUAUGGUUCCCAGAAAAACUCAGCCUGAGGUUUUUAACUUCUGUAAGGAACAUUUUUUUGAGGAACAUCCUUUUACACAUAUUCUACUUUUUGAAAUAUAUUUUGAUGUUGUGGGCCCAAAACAAUCAAUAGAACUGUAUCAACAGAGUAGUAUAAAGUGGUUGAAAGACUCUAAGAAAACAGACAUCUACAUCGAGGGAUUCAUCAAACGCUUUCCCAGAAUUCCUUUUGAACAUAGGCUACAGGCAUUAAACAGCUUACAUGCUGUAAUUUGCAUGAUGAGAGAAAUUUCCCCUCAAAUAUUUUAUACGAUCUUACCCAUUUUGAUUAAAUGUUUACUGCCAACUAAUACAGUGCAGGGAAAUAUUUUUAAUCCCCUAAUACUAAGUAUUCUUUGUGUGACUAUGGACAAGUCCUCAAAGCAAAAGCCUGCUGCUGAUAGUCUUCAGUAUGAUGUGCUUGAAACGUUAUGCAAUGCACUUAUGCCUCUCACCAAUCCUAACUGCUCAACUGAUGUCAGCAUUCUUACUUACCGUUUAUUUGCUGCUCUACAUGAGUUUGUCCCAGAGCACAUUCAUUUAUGUGGAGUAACGUCGGUGCCUGAAAGGGUUCUUCUUGCUGUAGAUAUAGGAACAGAUGAUGCAGUUAAAGAGAAACUGCGAGUACUGGACACAAAUCUCAGAUUUCCGCAAAGCGUCAGGACUGUAGAUUGCUUGGGUGAAGCAGCAGACAGCAUGUCGUCAAAGAAGAAAAAGAAGAAGAAGAAGAAGAAAAAGAAUGACAAUCAAGACACUAGCUCAAAAGAAGAUUCCAAUACUGCAAAGGCGUCAGUUCAGGAGUCGGAUUCCAGCGUGCAUCCAUAUGCAACACACACUGAGGAUUCACCAGAAAAAAGAAAAUGGCUUUCAUUGAGCCAACGAUGGAAGCCCAAGCUAGAGAAACUUGCUAGCAUAGAAGCACAUGAGGUUUAUUGCCUGAGGAAUCUUACAAUUGGUAAUAGUUCUGAAUUUGAGAUAGCCAAAGGAAGUGAUGGAACUCGUGUUUUUCUUGGUCUGAGAGAUGAUGGCACUGAGGUAGCUGUCAAACGAAUGUACAGGUCAGAAUAUCAAGACCUGAAAAAUGAAGAGCAAUUUUUACGGCUCCCUCAGCUUGAUAAUCCUUGUAUUGUGCGCUAUGUGGACUUUGCAGAGGAUGACAAUUUUGGAUAUCUUGCUCUUCAACUUUGUGAAUACACAGUGGAGGAAUACAUUCAAGACCAUUUGCCUGAAGACACUUCUCAGCAGCUACAGGUCCUGAAGAAAAUAGUAAAAGAAGUGCUCUAUAGCCUAAAUGCUCUUCACAGCCACGAUACGAACGUGCUUCAUCGAGACAUCAAACCUCAAAAUGUUCUGAUUGAUACAACCGGAAAGGCAAGACUAGCAGAUUUCGGCAUAAGCCGAAGACUGAAGUUGGGGGAGACGACUUGCCGCACUUCUCCUGCUGGAACAAAGUACUGGAAAGCCAGAGAGACUCUUGAAGAGGACAGUAACAGUGGCUACAAGAAGAGUUCUGAUGUUCAGGUUGCAGGAAUGUUAAUAUAUUACAUCCUCUCCCGUGGACAUCAUCCAUUUGGCACAGGCCCUCGAUGUGAGUGUAACAUUCUUGAUGGGAAGUACUCUUUGGUACACCUGGAGGAUGAACUGGCAAAGGACCUGGUGAAGUGGAUGAUCAGUCAUGAGCCAAAGGACAGACCUAAUGUAGAGGAAACCCUUCGCCACCCAUACUUUUGGCCAAAUAAAGAUAAAAUGGAGUACUUAAGAAAGCUGGGGAAUGAACAGGAAGUGGGGAACUGCCGCAAUGCUGAUCCAGACCUCCUUUCUGAUAUUGAGGCUGUUACAGUAGGGAAAAGCUUCUCAGACUGGAAAACAAAAUUGCCCUCUGAGCUUGUGCAAAAAAUUGAGGAUAAGAAAAAGCCCUACCCGGAGAACACACUUGGUCUGCUGCGCUUCAUAAGGAUUAUGCGUGAGCAUUACGCUGAAGAUGCCAAGACGAUAGAUUUGAUGGCAUUUUUCCCUGACCUUUUUGAAGCUGCUUUCAUCAUUGCCAAAAAGAGAGGCUGGAUCACUGCGAUGGAAUUUAUGCUUGAGAUACCAGAGACAUGACCACUUUAAAAUGCUCAAUUAUGUCUCCUUUUUUUUUUUAGUUUAUAUUUUUUAAAAAAACACCACCCUAGUGACUAUGAAUAUUUGAUACAGCUUAAUGAAUUGUUAAUGUUUUAUCCCUGUAGCUGUGAUUACAACAACCUGUUCAAUAAGGUGGCACCAAAGUUUGCUCUUUUAAGUGACCUUCUGCUAACUUCUAAUGCUGAAGUGAACACACUAUGGGCAUACACUCACUAUCAGAUGAGCAUGCAAAUUUCUUUGUAUAUAGAAAUGAUCUGAUGCUGGAUAUCUCUAUACAUAUUUUACAACCAGGGGUUUGGCUGUGUGACAUUCACAGAAUUUAAUUUUAACAGUUCACAGUUAGUUGGUAUGGGGUUGCUGUCUUUUUAUACAUCUUUUGCUUAUAUACAUUUUUGCUGAUCCCAAUAUGCUAUCAACCUCAGCAAUUUUCUAAUUGUAAUCAUUAUUGAAACAUUGACUGUUAACAAACUUUCUGUAUUAUCUGACAAUUCUAAUGUUGCUGGGUUGUUUUUUAAGGUCCAUUAACAUGCCCUCAUGAACUUGGAAGUGCCUUGCACCCAUGGCACAUAUGACAACAAUUUGUUUUUUUGUAUUCACUCAGAACCAGAAAUGAAAUUGGGUGACAUCACAUUUCUGGGCAAAUUCUGGUCCUGAAGUGUAAAUCUGUUUUGAUUAAGUCCCUUGCCCUCUCUAAGAGUUCAUUUGAUGUGAAAUGGCGUUCAGGAUUUGUUAUAUUCUUUGUUAUAUUCAGAUUUAUAUUUCUAUCAUUUAUAUUUUUACCAUUGUGAAAAAUAAAUCAGUCCCUCCAGGAUUUUGUAAUUUACAGAAAUUAAUGCUAUAUCAUGCAAAGUCUUCAAUAUUUGGCAGCGCUUGAAAUUUUUCAAAAUUACUGCAGAUUUGGGCCAAUAUGUCUCAUUUGAUGUUAUCACAACACAGUCAGCCAAGGCCCUCUUUGAUUCACACGUGUCAAACAUGACUACUGCUGUCAUACAAGGUAAUUACAAAUGUGUCUUCACCGGUAGAAGUUUAAAAGAAGAAUUCUUUUUAUAAUAAAUUCUGUUAUCAACAUA